AUGAGCGAAUCGACCGAGCCCAUUCAUGACGGCGUGGACGAGUUUGUCUACGAUCCGAUACGAGUGUCUCUGCUUGCUACUAUCGACGAUGAGGACUCUGCAUAUAAUGACCUCGAAAAGGUCGAUCGCUACUCCCUCUUCGAGACUCAAACGAUUGAUAUAUGGGAAACCAAUACGCAAGGAGUUCGAUUUGUCGACAGAAAUUAUCCCAUUUCACGCCGGCUACCGGAAGACCUGUUCGAGGCAUAUCAUCCUUCUGUGGCCGGAGGAGGUCGCUUGGCUCUACGACUCCUCUGCACACGGCCAGUCUUGAGUAGCAAUCAGACAGCUCGGCAUAAUGACUUGGCCCGCGCAGACGAGAGACAACUCAAUUAUCUUCCGUUCCUUCCGAACGAAAUGCAGGAACUCAUCCAACAAUGGGGUCUUCACCGAGAGUAUACCUGGAUGAGACUGAUGUCCUGA
Messenger RNA from Exophiala xenobiotica, 462 nucleotides. RefSeq lists its product as uncharacterized. NCBI's taxonomy places the organism in Eukaryota, Fungi, Ascomycota, Eurotiomycetes, Chaetothyriales, Herpotrichiellaceae. The record is from RefSeq and is a predicted model, not a curated record. The coding region runs from base 1 to 462 and encodes 153 amino acids. The transcript has a single exon.